AUGGGUUGGGCUCUUGUGCCUACCUCAUGGUUCUCCACCAAGUACAAACGACAUCUCUCCGACCUGUCUACCUACAGACGUAUUGACAACUUUAACUGUAAACAAACCAUCACUAACUCCCACACACUACUUGGCCAACUCAAAAAACGAUUCUCAACUGUUAUCACAAACCAUGACAACUCGCGACUGUUGGACCCCACCCCAGAAGACAAACUACAACUACCCUACAUGAAGCUACUACCUAAAGUACAUAAACUCGACAAACCUGCAUCCUACGGCAACCUGAACAAACUAACUGGGAGACCUAUUAUCACUACGCACAGCUGGAUAACAUCCAACCCCUCACGUCUACUGGGAACUGAACUAGACAGUAUUAUUUUACAACUGAAAAACCUUUUUGAAGAACGAAACAUACCAUACCCUUUGAUUUACAACUCAUAUGACUUACUGCUUUUAUUAGACAAACUACGUAUUACCAACAUGUGCGACUUAUGUGUCACAACUUUUGACUUCACAUCACUUUACACAAAUAUUUGAUACCAUGACACCACUCAAGCCAUCAUUAAGAGCUGUAAACUGCUUAAUUUGCCUAAUUUUUAUAGGGAUUAUUUGCUUAACCUCAAUAAUUUUAUUAAUCAACGUAACUAUUUUAGGACUGGUAAUACCAUCUACCAGCAAAUUAAAGCGGUUGCUAUGGGCAGCUACCAUAGCCGCCAAAUUGCGGACCUCGUGCUCCUACUAAGCGAAUUUUCAUUUUUUAACAAUACUAACUGCCCUACUAAUAGCAUUUUUAUUUUCUGCCGUUAUAUAGAUGAUGGAUUUAUGCUAACCAGCAAAGCUAAAUUACCUAAUAUCAUCUCUAACCUCUGCAGCUCUUACCUGUCACAAAUACCUCUAACUUUCACAUCAAAUCACCAUACCACUCAUUACCUAGAUCUCACUUUGUCACUCAACCACUUCACCAUCAAGUCCCACAGGGUGCAUCAUCAGAUCUACCAGAAACCACACCAUAAAUACAUGUACCCUCAUUUUUCAUCUAACCAUUCCCAUCACAUUUUUGCUGGUAUCAUUAAAACUGAAACUAUACGAUACAGUAGACUUUCAGCCACAAUAGACGGCUACAACUUCAUUCACCACCUUUUCACACUUAGACUUACUGCGUUAGACUAUCCUUUACAACUGAUCACUGAACAUUCAUUUCCAUGGAUCACACGCACUGCUCACCAGCGACGCCUCAAAAACAAACAGACUAAUAACGUUACCAGACCCACUGUUUACUAC
Porites evermanni is the source of this 1281-nucleotide messenger RNA. Lineage: Eukaryota; Metazoa; Cnidaria; Anthozoa; Scleractinia; Poritidae. The record is from the annotation of a GenBank genome assembly.